CUUUACCCUUGUUUGCUCUACUCACUGCCUUAAUUACGCUCAUCAUUGUCCCUAAUGCCACCAGCAGCAGCAACAGCAGCAGGAGAAGGCGAAAAUCUCGAGCGCGACAUCUUUGGUGAUGGCUCUGAGCUAUCUUCAGAGGAAGAUGAUGUCCCACAGCAGCGUCAGAGACAGCAGCAACGCCGUCCCGUCGAAGAAGAUACAUUUGGCUCAUCUGGAGAAUCCAGCGAUGCUUAUGUGCAGGCCAAACCCAAACGUCGCGUCAAACGUCGCGAGGACGAUGAACCUCGCAGGGUACAGAAGAAACGCAAGCGAAAACAACCGCUCACUGAGGAAGACCUUAACGAACUUCCCCCUGAGAAAGCAAACAAACUUCGGUUAGACAUGCAGUUCGAUGCUAUUCUCAAGCCAAAAAAGGCAAAUCGGCAGAAGAAGCCAAAAAAAGAUGACGAGGAGAUUCUAGACCGGUUCGCGGACGAGGAAGUAUCUCGUCUCAGGGAGGCCAUGCUUGGUGCCGCAGCUGAUGACGAACAAGCUAACCGCGAUAAGCUCCCCGCUACCAACAAAUUGAAACUUCUUCCUCAAGUAAUGGAGGUUCUCCGCAAGCAAUCACUGUCACAAUCUAUAAUGGACAAUAACCUGUUGGAAGGUGUCCGUCGCUGGCUAGAACCGCUCCCAGAUCGCUCUCUCCCGGCCCUCAAUAUCCAGCGUGACUUUUUUCCAAUUUUAAAACGCAUGGAAUUUAUCGACAGUGCCGUACUCAAAGAAUCUGGCCUAGGACGCGUCGUGUUAUUUUACACCAAAUGCAAACGCGUUACAUCUGACGUACAGCGCCUUGCCAACGAACUCGUAUCCACCUGGUCACGCCCCAUCAUCAAGCGCAGCGCUUCAUACCGUGAUCGUGUCGUUCCGAUUGCAGAGGAGGACGGCACAGAACGCACAAACGAACGUCUCAACGCUAUUUUAGCACGUGCAAAGGAGGGAGAAAAGAAUCGCAUCCGGAAGAACGCCGUUAUGAUCCCGCAAAAGGACAUUGGCACGUACACGGUUGCGCCAAGGACGAGUGCGAGCGUGAUGAAGAGUAACGCGAGUGUGGAUACUGAUACUGUGCGAAGGAAAGUUAAUGCUGAGCGGUUGAGGACCCUUUCUAGGAAAAUGGCCACUCGCGCAUGAGCACUGCAUGUUGGCGGUCUUGAUUCGAGUAUUUUUGUAUUCUAAACUUUGAAAAUAUAGUACCUGAUUGAUCCGUACCAGCGCCUGUAGAGUGUAUAUAAAUGUGAACCAUAGACCAGCUACGUUACUACCUGCCACUAGCAUGAAUAAGAG
Molecule: messenger RNA, 1326 nt
Organism: Suillus subalutaceus
Lineage: Eukaryota; Fungi; Basidiomycota; Agaricomycetes; Boletales; Suillaceae
Product: transcription factor iws1
Exons: 5
Coding region: 55-1173 (372 amino acids)
Biological process (GO): poly(A)+ mRNA export from nucleus
Cellular component (GO): nucleus
Source: RefSeq, a predicted model, not a curated record